GUUACCUAGUCCUUGGCCGGGAAUUGAUAGAUCGAUUACAAGGUCCUACACAAAAUAACAAAACAUCGUGGUAUCAGAGCCGACUGAUCCGACAACUAUGGAGUCUAAAGUGGAACAACUUGAAGCUAUGCUAAUGCAGGAGAUGCAAUUGAACGUAGCGGCGAGGCAAGAGUUGCGAAGGGAAAAUGUAGAGGCCAGAGUUGCACAACUUGAAAGUCUGCUCAGGCAGGAGAUGGAAUUGAACAGAGCGGCGAGGCAAGAACUACGCCAGGAAAACCAAGAGAACUUCGCUGCCACAAAUGCACUUCUUGACCAGCUGUUCGCACCUCCACAGGGGGAGGAGGAACCUCGUUUCUAGGUCAACAAUUGCGGUCCUAGGGUUCGACGUCAAGACAACCAGUAAGGUAAUCCUAGAAUCAAAAUUGAUUUUCCAC
Messenger RNA from Linum trigynum, 434 nucleotides. NCBI's taxonomy places the organism in Eukaryota, Viridiplantae, Streptophyta, Magnoliopsida, Malpighiales, Linaceae. The record is from the annotation of a GenBank genome assembly.